Molecule: messenger RNA, 1769 nt
Organism: Rhododendron vialii
Lineage: Eukaryota; Viridiplantae; Streptophyta; Magnoliopsida; Ericales; Ericaceae
Product: BTB/POZ domain-containing protein At1g55760
Exons: 4
Coding region: 457-1443 (328 amino acids)
Molecular function (GO): protein binding
Source: RefSeq, a predicted model, not a curated record
AAAAGACACAAUUCCACCCAAUAAAUAUUCAGCCCACUUCCCCCCCUGAAGUGCAGCAUAAGCCAACAAAUCAGCAAAUCUCUCUCUCUCUCUCUCUCUCAAACCAAUAUCUCCCCUGCAAACUUCACCAUCAAUGGCGUAAAGCAAUAUCAACACUCUUGCGUGCCGGAAACCUCGCUGAAUAAGAAUUGGACCCAUGUCUUCAAAUCUUGUAGAAGUACUAUAAUUUUCAUAUAUCUACUGUCCUAACAAGAGUCUUUUUCUUCGUUUGACACUGUGAGUGUAGAGAGAGAGAGAGAGAGAGAGAGAGAGCGAGAGAGAGAGAGAGAGGCGUGUAGAUGUUUAAGAAGGGGGAGGAGAGAGAGAGGAGCAAACCUGGGGAAGCCCGGAGAAGUGCUGUUGGUGGGUAUCUUCGACUGCAUCCAUGAAGUGGCGGCGGCACUGGCCUUUGCUAGGAUGAGCGACUCUGCUUACCGCGUUGAAACGACGUCGCGCCUCGCCCAAUGGCGGAUCGACAACUUAGCUUCUUGUACCUACCGCAAGUCCGAUCCUUUCAAGAUGGGCAAAUGGAAUUGGCAUUUAGCUGUGGAGAAGAAUCGAAUGUUGUUCAUUAAAUUGUACCCAGAAAUAUCAAAUUUAACAAGGGACAAUCCCCCAAUUGCAUCCUUCAUCAUUCGAGUCAUCAGCUCAGUGGGAGAUCGCAAGGCUUUGACUCACCCAGAAAUCAUAGACAAGCAGAUCAAGAAUAACGACGAUUUUGUGUGGGCAAUUGAAGUUCCAUUAACAGGGAAGUUCAUCAUCGACGUUGAGUUCCUUGAUUUGAAGAUCACAUCUCCAGACGGGGGAGAUCCUUGCUCCAUCUGGGCUGAUGGUUCCGCGCUAAAGAACUCGGAUGCGACUGCCCUUUCAUCCCUCGGCAGGAUGUUAACAGAAAGCAUUCACACAGACAUCAUUAUCAAUGCUUCAGAUGGAAGCAUAGGAGCCCAUCGCGCGGUUCUUGCUUCACGAUCGCCUGUUUUUCGCAGCAUGUUCUUGCACGACCUCAAAGAGAAGGAACUAUCUGCCAUUAACAUCUCUGACAUGUCAAUCGAAUCUUGCCAAGUGUUUCUCAACUACAUCUACGGGAACAUUGCUCAUGAUGAAUUUCUCACCAACCGGUUGGCACUUCUUCAAGCAGCUGAUAAAUAUGACAUCUCGGAUCUGAAAGAGGCGUGCCACGAGAGUCUUCUGGAAGAUAUUGAUGCCAAAAAUGUUCUUGAAAGGCUUCAAAAUGCUUCUCUCUACCAAUUGCCAAAACUGAAGGGCAGUUGCAUGCGAUACCUUCUGAAGUUUGGUAAGAUAUUUGACAUUCGGGAGGAUUUCAAUUCCUUUCUGCAAUGCGCAGAUAGGGAACUCAUAGCUGAAAUUUUCCAUGAAAUUCUUGCUGCCUGGAAAGGGUUCUGAAAUGCUGGCAAACACCGAAAGAGAACAAUUGGUUUGUUUAUAUCAGCAUUCUUUAUCUUGACCAUAGAAAUGGGCGGUUAGAAUAAUUGUAGUGUGCAAAAUUGGUUCCCUCGGGGUAUAUUCUUUUGUGGAAAGCACAAUUUGUUGUAUAUACAUGUACAAAGACUGGUUUGAUAGGAACAGAUCUUACUACCAGAUAUGUUGAUGUAAACGAUUUCAAAUGUAGAUAGUAUUGCGUAUAUGGUGAUGUAAGAGAUCAAGAAGUAAUUACUCGUGCAAUUGUACCUUUGUUACUCAUAUUGCAAUGGUGACUUUAUUCAUCUAAA